CGUUCGUUCACUCUCCAUAUCGUCGUUUUCUUCAACACCAAAUCUGCCUCUCCGCUUUGAACAACCUCCUCGUCUACGCGCCUGAUUAGUCUGCCGCAAGAAGCCGAGACUCUCGCUCCUUCACGCUCUAUAGCGCGUUAGCAUAACGGAUCGUGCCUAUGGCAUCGAAACGAAAGAAUGGCAGCCUUGCGUCAGGUUCUUCUACGCCAGCGAACAAACGAGCACGAGGAACCACGCCCGAGGACGAUGAAUACACUGUAGAUGCAAAUGUAGAGAGUGACUCGGACGAUGAUAAUAUUCGAAGGGCUGUGGAGAGAUGGGCGCCUAAGAAACAUGUCGCGCGUUCACAAGCAGAUGCUGCCUCACAUUUAUUCACCAAAAGCGAUCAGUUUGGGGCACAUUUGAAACCUGACCAUGAUCAAAGGCCACUCUGGGUAGAUCCGGAUGGCAGGAUCAUUCUCGAGAGUUUUUCUGAAAUGUUCAAAGAAGCGCAAACGUUCCUUAUCAAUAUUGCGGAACCUCAGUCUCGUGUGUCUCGAAUGCACGAAUAUAAUCUGACUACGCAUUCCCUCUUUGCAGCGGUAUCGGUCGGCCUUACCACCGAAGAUAUUAUACGAGACUUGGACAUGUUUAGCAAAGUGCCUUUGGAUCCAGAUCUAAUAAGUUUCAUACGACGAUCCACUGAGUCUUUCGGGAAAGCCCGACUUGUGCUUAAAAAUACCAAAUAUUUCAUUGAGAGCAGUGACCCUGCCGUGCUUCAACGUCUCCUCCAAGACCCCAUCAUUCGGAAAUGUCGCAUAGAUUCUGAGGCUGGGAUCCAGAAACAAGCUGCGCCUACUAUGGGUAAUUUGGCCAUUCCGGGCACUAAACUGGCCGCCGGAGCGAAUCAAGCAGUACAACCAGCCGACAAAGACAUCAUGGCAACUCUCCGAGAAGACGAUGACGAUGACGAUGAAGGGGUAGAUGAAGUACAUGCUUUUCAAAUCGCGGGAGAAGAUAGACAACAAGUCUCCAAGCAAUGUCGAGAAAUCGACCUUCCUUUAACAGAAGAAUAUGACUUUCGGAACGACGAGGCAAAUGCCAAUCUAGAGAUUGAUCUGAAACCAUCAUCACAGAUUCGACCGUAUCAGGAGCAGGCAUUGAACAAAAUGUUUGGAAAUGGCCGUGCAAGAUCUGGCAUCAUUGUCUUACCUUGUGGUGCUGGCAAAACUCUUGUUGGAAUCACAGCAGCAUGCACAGUCAAGAAGGGUGUUAUUGUGCUAUGUACGAGUGCGAUGUCUGUCGUCCAAUGGCGUGCAGAAUUUCUAAAGUGGUCCAACAUCAACCCGAACGAUAUUGCAGUUUUCACUGCUGAUAACAAAGAUAAAUUUCACGGUAACACUGGUAUUCUAAUUAGCACCUACAGUAUGAUUACACAAACAAAAGGGCGGUCUCACGAUUCCAAAAAAAUCAUGGACUUUAUUACUGAGCGUGAAUGGGGGCUCAUGCUACUGGAUGAGGUGCACGUCGUCCCAGCAGAUAUGUUCAAGCGUGUCACAUAUGGUGUCGCUACUCACUCAAAGCUUGGUUUGACAGCCACACUUCUACGUGAAGAUGAAAAGAUUGACGAUUUGAAUUUUCUCAUUGGUCCGAAGCUAUACGAAGCAAACUGGCAAGAGCUUUCCGAGCAGGGUCAUAUCGCAAAAGUCCAGUGUGCUGAAGUCUGGUGUCCAAUGACUACGGAGUUCUAUACCGAGUACCUGAAGGCCAAUACUGUCAACCGUAGGGCAUUGCUCUUCACAAUGAAUCCAAGGAAAUUCCAGGCGUGCCAGUUUCUUAUCGACUACCACGAGAAGCGUGGCGACAAGGUCAUUGUGUUCUCCGAUAAUGUAUACGCCCUCGAGAAGUACGCCCGAAAACUUGGCAAAGCAUAUAUUUACGGCGGAACACCUCAGCAAGAACGUCUGCGCAUCCUCGAGAAUUUUCAACACAACGAGCUUGUCAACACGGUCUUCCUCUCCAAAAUCGGCGAUACAUCACUCGAUCUUCCAGAAGCCACAUGUCUCAUCCAGAUCUCCUCGCACUACGGCUCCCGUCGUCAAGAAGCCCAACGCCUGGGCCGUAUCUUGCGAGCUAAGCGCCGUAAUGACGAAGGCUUCAAUGCUUUCUUCUACUCCUUAGUAUCGAAAGAUACGCAGGAGAUGUAUUAUUCGUCAAAGCGACAGGCUUUCCUGGUUGAUCAAGGCUAUGCGUUCAAGGUCAUCACCCAUCUCCAAGGCAUCGAAAACUUGCAGGGGCUUUCUUUCAAUAUACCACAAGAACGACGAGAAUUACUACAAGAAGUCUUGCUCCAAAACGAAUCACAGGCUGAGGCCGAGCAGAUUGAAGGAGACCUUUUCAGCAAUAAUUCGUCUCGGAAGGGCAAGAAGUCUGGCGUCAGGAGACAGGCUGGUAUGCUCAGCGAGCUGGCCGGUGGAAAGGACAUGGCCUAUGUUGAGUAUAAUGCGAGCCGAAACAAGCAAUUGAAGAAGAAGACUGCCACGAGCAACAAGUUCAUUAAAUCGCUGAAAAGAGACCAGCAGAAGCUCAGGCAGGCCAAGAAGGAUAUGCAAGAUUAAGUGGCUUAAUAGAUACCCAAUAUCAUCAGAGGAUAUAUCAAAAGACCUCGGCACCCGAACUCCUAUAGGCCGUGCUAAUACUUCUAUUUCUAUUCUAUAGUCUGGAACAUCAUCAGCAUAGAUAUUGCUGCUCUAUGCCUUAUCAAGGCCUAGUCUGCUCUUGUCAAGCCAUGCCACAAACAGGAGAUAGAUCACAUGAUCCUAACUCGACCCCUCUUCCGAGAUCGUAACAAGAAUACAGAUCAUACACA
Messenger RNA from Pseudovirgaria hyperparasitica, 2848 nucleotides. Its product is annotated as component of the holoenzyme form of RNA polymerase transcription factor. Bases 159 to 2597 code for a protein of 812 amino acids. Gene Ontology annotation, cellular component: transcription preinitiation complex; nucleotide-excision repair factor 3 complex; transcription factor TFIIH holo complex. The transcript has a single exon. Gene Ontology annotation, biological process: transcription initiation at RNA polymerase II promoter; nucleotide-excision repair. Lineage: Eukaryota; Fungi; Ascomycota; Dothideomycetes; Acrospermales; Acrospermaceae. Gene Ontology annotation, molecular function: hydrolase activity; ATP binding; 3'-5' DNA helicase activity. The record is from RefSeq and is a predicted model, not a curated record.